AAUGGAAUCAGAUACUUGUUACUACUUACUAGUAUAUGUCAGCUGGCUCUGUAGUUCUUUUGUAUAUCAUCAAACAAAACACAGCCAUCCCUUUUCUUUCAUCGUCUCUACUCAGCAUCUAAGCUUCCUUACUUUCGCUGUAUAUCCAUGGAGGGUGAAAAGGAUCAAGCUGGUGGGAAAAAGUUGAGCAUAGUUGUGGGACCAUGGGGCGGUAAUGGCGGAAACUAUUGGGAUGAUGGCAGUUACAGUGGGGUGAGAGAAAUCACACUUGCUUAUGACCGCUGUAUUGAUUCAAUCCGCGUGGUGUAUGACAAGAAUGGCAAGCCUGUUGCAGCAGAACAACAUGGAGGUGUCGGAGGGACUAGAACGGCAGAGAUUAAGCUGCAAUACCCGGAGGAGUUCUUAACAAGCGUUAGUGGCCACUAUUGUCCGGUGGUGUAUGGCGGCAGCCCUGUGAUCCGAUCGCUCACGUUCAAGAGCAACCGAAGAAGCUACGGGCCAUUUGGAGUCGAAGAAGGGACCCCAUUUUCUUUUUCAAUGGAUGGAGGCGUAAUGGUGGGCUUCAAGGGGAGGAGUGGAUGGUAUGUGGAUGCAAUUGGCUUCCGAUUGUCCCGUGCCCAGUCAACAAAACUCUAUCAGAAGGUUCAUCGGAAGCUCAAGAAACUCAUGAGCACCUCGUCCCCAUCUUCAGCCCCGAAAGAUGGUGAAGAGCCUGUGUAGACUCACCGAAAGUUAAAAGCCACAAUGAACCCCUAUUUAUGUUCUCAGCAGUCGAGCUGUUUUUCUCAUUAUUGUAUUAGAUCAUUAUCUGUUGAAGUCUGUAAAAUAGAUGGAAUGGUAAUUUGAAGGGACUUCUGUUUCAUAACAAUAAAACAAUUAUAAAGAAGAUGAAGAUCUAUUUAUCAGUUUAAAGAUAA
This is a messenger RNA of Camellia sinensis, 917 nucleotides long. RefSeq names its product Mannose-binding lectin superfamily protein. Gene Ontology annotation, molecular function: carbohydrate binding. The record is from RefSeq and is a predicted model, not a curated record. NCBI's taxonomy places the organism in Eukaryota, Viridiplantae, Streptophyta, Magnoliopsida, Ericales, Theaceae.